AUGUCUCGGUUAGAGUUGGCCAGGAGUGGAUUGGAGGAAGUAGAGUGUUGGGAGCGGGCGUCGUUGCAGUGCAUUGGAGAAUGCGUGAAGAGCGAGAGUAAGCGUCGUCGGUUGCUUUGGGAGCACCGCACACGUGUGUGCGUGGAGCGUUUGCAAAAGGCUGCGGCUGCCAGUUUGAAGGUGGUGGAUGACAAGGAUGACUUGAUGCAAAUGGAGUUGGAGGGGUUGUGUGGGUCAACGAGUUCCAAUGAGUUGUGGUCUCGAUUUUACGACCGGGUGAAGGACAUAAAGGGAUAUCAUAAAAAGUGGGGUCAUCAUAUCGCCGGUGAUGCGGGUCGAAUUGAUUCCUCUGUGAUGACGGCGGAGGUUGUUGAAGAGAUUCCUAGUCUACGGAAGGUCUUUACGGAGGAGGAGGAAGGCGGCAAGGUAUUGGACUUGAAUGCGUUCCAUCAGAUGUUUGUAAAUUGGACCAGUUUUACAGCCACGAGAGAGAAUGAGUACAGGGCGAAUGCGCUGGCUCGGAUAAAGAAAAUCCGUCUGGAACGCGACAAACGGAAAGCAGAAAAGGAAGGCAGACCUCCCAUCGCCAUCGAAGACAUUGUGGUGGACGAAGAUGACCCCGACGUCAGAAACAAACUUGUUGCGCCCGCCUGCGAUUACGGCAAAUACAUCAAGACCUACCUCACCAACCUAGGCAACGUACCAAGACAUUGCAAAUACCGAGACCAAAUCUAUGGAGAAUAUAUCGUCAAAUUGGGACAGUACCUACUCUCAUAUUACAAACGACUAUAUCCAUGGGCCGCAAACGAAGCUAUGAAACAACAAACUCUCACAGACUUCGAAGACCGAUGGAACCGACAACUCGUUUCUGGAUGGAGCGGACAACCAACACACCAAAUGGAACUCUAUUGUGUUCACACUGAUCGAUUGUUCCAGAAUCCAGAAGCUCUCGAAGCUCAUCAAAAAACCAAUCGAUAUAAGAAGAAAAAGCAAAAGCUAUCAGAACAAGAUCUACAAAAAAUUAGGGAACGGUCUGUGGAGGAGGACAAGCGACUGGCUAAGGAGGAAUAUAUAGUAUUGGAAAUGUUCCGAAUACUGGCUCCUUACGUUGAUGCGACUUUACAAAACGUUCGCAAGAAACAGGCGCGCACUCUACGGGAGGUUCUAGACGAGAACAAACGACACGCCUCUGACGAUGAUGACAAAGAAGAAGUUUUGGAAGAGUCCAGCGACGACGAGGAUGCCUUCAGUAUCAACACCAGCAAAGUUAAGAACCCGCUGAAUCUUCCUCUCGGAUGGGACGGCAAGCCAAUACCGUAUUGGCUAUACAAAUUGCAUGGCCUCAGCCAUACUUUCGUUUGCGAGAUCUGUGGCAACCAGAAAUACUGGGGCCGAAAAGUAUUCGAGAACCAUUUCAGAGAGUGGCGCCAUGCUUUUGGGAUGCGGUGUCUAAAAAUACCCAACACAGUGCACUUCAAGGAAAUCACCAAGAUAGAAGAUGCGUUGACACUGUAUGAGAAACUGAAACAAGAAGGAGAAGACAAAGCAUUCUUGCCAGAUCAAGAGGUUGAGGUGGAGGAUGCUCAAGGGAAUGUCAUGACACCUCAGACGUACGAAGAUCUUCGUAAGCAGGGUCUUUUGUAG
This is a messenger RNA of Gregarina niphandrodes, 1644 nucleotides long. Its product is annotated as putative splicing factor 3a subunit. NCBI's taxonomy places the organism in Eukaryota, Apicomplexa, Conoidasida, Eugregarinorida, Gregarinidae. Gene Ontology annotation, molecular function: RNA binding. Gene Ontology annotation, cellular component: spliceosomal complex. Bases 1 to 1644 code for a protein of 547 amino acids. Gene Ontology annotation, biological process: mRNA splicing, via spliceosome. The transcript has 2 exons. The record is from RefSeq and is a predicted model, not a curated record.